Tyto alba (common barn owl) is the source of this 646-nucleotide messenger RNA. RefSeq names its product cytochrome c oxidase assembly factor 3 homolog, mitochondrial-like. Gene Ontology annotation, biological process: mitochondrial respiratory chain complex IV assembly. The transcript has 2 exons. The coding region runs from base 63 to 377 and encodes 104 amino acids. The record is from RefSeq and is a predicted model, not a curated record. Gene Ontology annotation, cellular component: mitochondrial inner membrane. Lineage: Eukaryota; Metazoa; Chordata; Aves; Strigiformes; Tytonidae.
AGCUGAUUGGCCCGCCUCCCCGCCGGCCGCGACGUAGCUCCGCGCCGUGCGGAACAGGGAAGAUGGCGGCGGCGCGGGGCCCGGGCGGCGAGGCGCCCUUCGCGCGGCGCAUCGACCCGGGGCGGGAGCCGGGGCUGAGCCCCGAGCAGCGGCUGCUCAUGGCGCGGGUGGAGCGCGCCCAGCGCCACCGCGCGCUGCAACGGCGGCUCCGCGGCCGCAACGCGCUGCUGGCGCUCGGCAUCGGCGCGGCGGUGGUCGGGAUCUACGGCUACACCUUCUACUCGGUGUCGCAGGAGCGGUUCCUGGACGAGCUGGAGCAAGAGGCGGAGGCGGCGCGGGAACGGGCGCGGGAGCGGGCCGCUGGCGCGGCGAGCUGAGCGCGGAGGGCCCCGCCCGGCCCCGGCGAGCCCCGUGAGUCAGCCGCGGCCCCCGCGGGGCUGGACGGGCCGCCGGCACCGGGGGAUCGCCGGGGCACGGGCUGGGUGGGCUCCCCGGGCGCAGAGCUCCCUCCUUACAGCAGCGCCCUCGCUCCCCACAAUAAACGCCCCGUCCGGAGGCUGCGGCAGCGCCCGGUGUUCGAGCAGCGGGCGGCCGGCGCCCAGCUCGGGGUCCUGCCCAGGUGUCGGCCGGGAUGGGGCAAUUCGCA